GUUUGUGAGGCUGUUAUGUCUGGACGAGGCAAGCAGGGCGGUAAGGCUCGCGCCAAGGCCAAGACCCGCUCUUCGCGGGCCGGGCUGCAGUUCCCCGUGGGCCGAGUGCACCGCCUGCUCCGCAAGGGCAACUAUGCCGAGCGGGUGGGGGCCGGCGCGCCGGUGUACCUGGCGGCGGUGCUGGAGUACCUGACGGCCGAGAUCCUGGAGCUGGCGGGCAACGCGGCCCGCGACAACAAGAAGACGCGCAUCAUCCCGCGCCACCUGCAGCUGGCCAUCCGCAACGACGAGGAGCUCAACAAGCUGCUGGGCAAAGUCACCAUCGCGCAGGGCGGCGUCCUGCCCAAUAUCCAGGCUGUGCUGCUGCCCAAGAAGACCGAGAGCCAUCACAAGGCCAAGGGCAAGUAGGGGCCUCGAUUAGCUUACAGCAAUUCGAAUAAAUCAAAUCCAAACCAAAGGCUCUUUUAAGAGCCACCCAUCUAUUCUGGAAAAGAACUUAACAUUUGUUUUAUAUUGGGUGAGAAAAGAAAGUGAGAUUUAAUCGGAAAAACUGAGUCGCAGCUACUCAUCCUCCAUCUUGUUGAAAACAAAACACCAUUGAUUAAAA
Diceros bicornis minor is the source of this 607-nucleotide messenger RNA. RefSeq names its product histone H2A type 1. The coding region runs from base 16 to 408 and encodes 130 amino acids. Gene Ontology annotation, molecular function: DNA binding; protein heterodimerization activity; structural constituent of chromatin. The transcript has a single exon. NCBI's taxonomy places the organism in Eukaryota, Metazoa, Chordata, Mammalia, Perissodactyla, Rhinocerotidae. The record is from RefSeq and is a predicted model, not a curated record. Gene Ontology annotation, cellular component: nucleosome.